AGAAAACGUGUCAAUACGUCUUAUUCCACCUAACGUUCAAAUAUUGCCCCUAUUUAAGAAUACAACCGAGAUCUGCAAGAUUGGUUUGAUUUCAUAAAUUUCUUUAUCUGCUCACAAUGAAAAUUUGGAAGGACAUUUUCACUGGCGACGAGAUGUUCUCGGACAGCUACAGGAUGAAGCUGGUCGACAGCGUGAUGUACGAAGUGUACGGAAAGCACGUGUCCCGUACUCUAGGUGACAUCCAGCUGGAUGGGGCCAAUCCAUCCGCCGAGGAAACCGACGAGGGAACCGACAAUGCCACCGAAUCCGGCGUUGAUGUAGUGCUGAACCACCGCCUCGUCGAGACGGGUUUCGCCAACAAGAAACAGUUCACCACCUACCUGAAGGACUACAUGAAGAAGCUUGUCACUCGGCUGGAGGAGAAAAACCCCAGUGAGGUGGAGGUGUUCAAGACCAACAUCAACAAUGUGAUGAAGGAUUUGCUCGGCCGGUUCAAGGAUCUACAGUUCUUCACCGGUGAGUCCAUGGACUGCGAUGGACUGAUUGCCAUGCUUGAGUAUCGCGAUAUCGACGGCGAAAGUGUACCGGUGCUGCUCUGCUUCAAGCAUGGUCUCGAGGAGGAGAAAUUCUAAUGGACAUUUUUGUCAAUGGACGAAAGUCUGUGUUCGGAACGAUGUGAACAGACGAAUGCUAUGGUUUCGGACAUUCAUCAGGGUUUUAUUAUUCUAAAUUAAGGCCUAAUUUUAGGAUGAAGGACAACACUUUAUAACAGUAGCUCAAUAAAUAUGAUUUGAGGUAUUUUUUGACAACGAAAAUUAAUAAUAUGAAUAAAAAUAAAGGUUUGAUUCGAGCCAGAU
Messenger RNA from Toxorhynchites rutilus septentrionalis, 857 nucleotides. Its product is annotated as translationally-controlled tumor protein homolog. Gene Ontology annotation, molecular function: calcium ion binding. Gene Ontology annotation, cellular component: cytoplasm. The record is from RefSeq and is a predicted model, not a curated record. Lineage: Eukaryota; Metazoa; Arthropoda; Insecta; Diptera; Culicidae. Bases 117 to 632 code for a protein of 171 amino acids. The transcript has a single exon.